AUGUCCGGCUCCAUAAUCAACGACUCCAAAGAGACCUAUCUCAAAACUGACGAUAACCAGGUUGGAGAAGUUGAAAAUAUUGGCGAGCCGCCGGUUGUUCUUGAAAGACGGUUCAAUCUUCUCUCAGCAAUCGCAACUGGUAUUGUCACUGGUAACACAUGGACAGCAUUAGGAGGAGCUAUUGUGGCCUCUUUGUACAACGGUGGUCCUCCUGGUAUCAUAUAUGAGUUUAUUGCCGUGUCGAUUUUUUACUGGUUGAUAGCAGCUUCAAUUGCCGAAUUGGCUUCGGCAAUUCCUGCUUCUGGAGGUGUCUAUCACUGGGCCGCUGCUACAGCAGGGAAGAAAUACGGUAUAGCUUGUUCUUGGUUUGCUGGGUGGCUCAAUUUCUUUGCUUGGACAUUUGGUAUAUCUGCCAAUUGUUCCAUCAUUGGCCAGAUAAUUGUCUAUAGCUACCAGAUGUUCCACCCAAAUGUUGAAAGUCAAAGAUGGCAGGUUUUCAUUGUCUAUCUCAUCAUUUGCUGGACCUGUUGCAGCAUCGUGAUGUUUGCUACUUGGGCACUUCCUACUAUCAACAGAAUGGGAGGAUUUCUCAUUCUUGGCGGGUGGUUUGUGACUGUCUUGGUUUGUGCUAUCAUGCCCAGUCAGAACGGUUCUGGCUACGCAUCCAACAACUUUGUGUGGUCGGAGUGGCAGAACGAUACUGGUUAUUCCAGCAAUGGUUUUGUGUUUUUGGCAGGCAUGUUAAAUGGAGCUCUUGCUGUGGGAACACCAGAUUGCGUUACUCAUAUGGCAGAGGAGAUUCCAGACGCAGGCAAAAACCUUCCUAAAGUAUUGUUCUGGCAAGUUCUUGUGGGGUUUAUCACUGCUAUCUGCUACAUGAUUUCCAUGUUUUACUCCAUCAAUAAUCUCAACGUCAUCUUCACCGCAGACUCGUUGUGUCCUCUUGGAGAUAUCUAUCUUCAGUCAACAGGUAGCAGAGGCGGAGCAUUGGGCUUGUUAAUUGUAAUUGCCAUGCCCAUUUUCUGCGCAACUGUUGGCUGCUAUAUUACUGCUGGACGUACUCUUUAUGUGUUGGCGAGAGACAAUGCUGCUCCAUUUCCGUCGUUUAUUGGAGCAGUCAACCCCAGGUUCAAGAGUCCUCUCUGGGCUACUUUUGCUUGUGGCUGUAUUUCUACUUGUAUGGGUGCCGUCUACGUCGGUUCGCUUGCUGCUUUUAACGCAUUUGUUGGAUCUUUUGUUCUUUUGACUACAGCGUCGUUUCUCUUGGCUAUUGGUCCCCAUUUGCUCAAUAAGCGAAAGGCAAUUACUCCUGGGUGGUUCUGGCUUGGAAAGUAUGGCUAUGUUAUUAACAUCAUAUCAUGCUUGUACAUUGUGGCAUUCUUUGUCAUCUACUGCUUUCCUUACGCUUUGCCUACUUCCGCUCAGGAAAUGAAUUACACGAGUGUCAUUACCUGUGGAUUGGCCUUAUUGGUUUCCAUUUGGUGGUUUGUUCAUGGUAGAACCAAUUUCAAAGGACCCACCUUCGUUAACGUAGACGAGACAGAUCUUUCUCCGUAUUACCUGAAAACAGGUACAGUUGUCAGUAUAUGA
Messenger RNA from Meyerozyma guilliermondii ATCC 6260, 1590 nucleotides. RefSeq lists its product as uncharacterized. Gene Ontology annotation, cellular component: membrane. NCBI's taxonomy places the organism in Eukaryota, Fungi, Ascomycota, Pichiomycetes, Serinales, Debaryomycetaceae. Bases 1 to 1590 code for a protein of 529 amino acids. The transcript has a single exon. Gene Ontology annotation, biological process: amino acid transport; transmembrane transport. The record is from RefSeq and is a predicted model, not a curated record. Gene Ontology annotation, molecular function: transmembrane transporter activity.